This is a messenger RNA of Chilo suppressalis (striped riceborer), 8322 nucleotides long. The record is from the annotation of a GenBank genome assembly. Lineage: Eukaryota; Metazoa; Arthropoda; Insecta; Lepidoptera; Crambidae.
UGGUCUGACAGUUCCUGACCUGUUAGUACUUUGACACAUUCUCUAUUGUGUAUUUUUCUUUUCUGUGUUGUCUGUGCCGAUGUAACUGUUACUAAAUACCUACUACUACCUCAUCUGCCGUGAGCGUACUGUAUUAGGUAGGUAAUUAUUUGCCAGCUGGGCGGUUACGAUAUUAAUUUUUCUAUCCUUAGUGUUUUACAAUUUGGUGCCUGUUAAACUCAAGUUAAUGUUGGAGGCUCCUGUGAAUCCUAGUGCUACGCCGACGUCUUUCGAAGUAAUUAAAGAGUGGAGCGCGCAGAGAGCAGUGGCGACGCGAAGGCAGUGCUAUAUGGCACACCCCGUGUCACACCAUGAAAGUGGACGCCGAUGCGAGGGAAGUGCCCGCCGUCACCGUCGCCCCCGUCGUCACUCCGGGAACGCCGAUCUCUAGUAAUACAGAAUCACCUGUGUCAUCCCUCGACGAUUGCAGAGUGCAAGACAGCGACACUAUACCGACGCCCGACCGGGCUUUACUCGCCAAACUGGAAGAAGAAAAUCGGAGAAUCGAAGCGGACGCAAAAUGCCCGUCCCUCACUACCGUGCACAGUCGCAAGAAUUCCGACACUUCCCAAAUUUCAAUCGCUUCCGCCACAAGCUCCAGUCACGAAGUCGAACCCAGAAUCAGCAGUGGCAGCAAUGGCGAGGAAGAUCUCUGGGUGUUAUGGGGUCGCCUAGUCAGCAACUGGGAAACUGAAUGGAAACGUAGGAACCAGUUUGUGCGUGACAUGGUUCGCCAGGGAGUUCCGCAUCAUUUCAGGGGCAUUGUUUGGCAACUGCUCGCCGGUGUAGACACAUCUCCCGAAAAGAAACUCUACGCUACAUACAUUAAGGCGAAGUCUGCAUGUGAGAAAGUGAUUCGUCGCGACAUAGCACGCACAUAUCCGGAGCAUGACUUUUUCAAGGAGAAAGAUGGUCUCGGUCAAGAAUCGCUGUUCAACGUCAUGAAGGCUUACUCGUUGCACGACCGCGAGGUCGGAUAUUGUCAAGGAUCUGGCUUUAUUGUCGGGCUGCUUCUCAUGCAAAUGCCGGAGGAGGAAGCGUUCGCAGUGCUAGUGAAGAUAAUGCAGCAGCACCGCAUGCGCGAUAUGUUUAAGCCGAGCAUGGCGGAGCUCGGCCUCUGCAUGUUCCAACUAGAGAAUCUGGUGCAGGAACUACUUCCCGAGCUGCACGUCCACUUCCAAUCACAGAGUUUCAGUACGUCUAUAUACGCUAGUAGUUGGUUUCUCACAUUGUUUACGACUACGCUGUCUCUGCCUCUGGCUUGCCGUAUCAUGGAUGUGUUCCUCUCCGAAGGAAUUGAAAUAGUUUUUAAGGUGGCCCUUGCGAUGCUAACUCUGGGCAAAGACGAUUUGCUGUCGCUCGACAUGGAGAACAUACUUAAAUACAUCCAAAAGGAAUUGCCUGCAAAAGCGGAGGCCGAUCAAGACGCAUUCAUGGACUUAGCAUACUCAAUCAAAGUGAACCCCAAGAAAAUGAAGAAACUAGAAAAGGAGUACACUGUGAUUAAAACAAAAGAACAGGGCGAUAUUGCAGUACUCAGGUGUCUACGUCAAGAGAAUCGACUAUUGAAGCAAAGAGUGGAACUACUCGAGAAAGAGAGCUCGUCAUUGGCUGAGAGACUAGUCCGGGGGCAAGUGGAUAGGGCAGAGGGAGAGGAGGAGACUUUCGCUCUUGCUCGCGAGGUGCAGGCUCUGAGGCGGGCCAAUAUGGACGCGCAGCAGAGGCUAGCCGUGGCCCUGGACGAGAUCCGCUCCCUCGAAAUGACUAUAGCAGAAGAUAAUUCGCGGCAAUCGUCCUUGGAAGGCACCGAGGGCGGUAGUAACGCUAAAGGCGAAGAGUUGGCGCGGUGUCUCCAACGAGAAUUAGUUCGGGCGCGAUUACACGCGGCCGAGAGAGAGGCGGCCGAACGAGAGCUGACGGCCAGAAUAUCCGAACUCGAGAACGAGAACAAGAGUCUGCGGCGACAACGGGUCGACAACAACGUGGCACAUUUACAGGAUGAGCUGAUUGCCGUAAAACUGCGCGAGGCUGAAGCUAACCUCUCGCUAAAAGAGUUGCGUGAACGGGUCAAGGAAAUAUCCGAAGCGUGGCAGAGGCACAUUCUAGAACACAAACAGGAGACUCCGGCACCACCCGUUCAGUCUAACGUAGUGUCGGACAUAAUGGCGACCCCGAAGAAACUAUUGAGGGCUUGGGAGGGGCGUUCCACCGAUACGCAGAAACUCGAAGAGGAGCUCAUGACGACCAGAAUAAGGGAGGUCGAAGCCCUUACCGAACUGAAGGAGUUGAGGCUAAAGGUAAUGGAGCUGGAGACACAAGUGCAAGUGUCGACGAAUCAGCUUCGCAGACAAGACGAAGAGGCGCGACAGUUGCGAGAGAAUUUCGACUCCGCUCUACAGCGCGAACGAGCCUUGCAAGCGCGCCAGAAGGAGUUCCAAUACAAAUACGCUGACUUAGAGACCAAGGCUAAAUAUGAAUGGAUGCAAGCCAACAUAAAGAACAUGGAGAAUGCACAAAGAAUAGCAGAGCUUGAAACCCAGGUGUCCGAGUAUAAGCUAAAAAAUGAAGUCAUGGCGACUGAAGGAGAGCUCCGUAGCAACAAUAUGGAUGACUCCGAGAGGGUGCGCGAACUGCAAGAACAGGUCGGCGAAUUGAAGGCUGAGGUUAUGAGGUUAGAGGCGUGGAAAUCGCGCUCACUUGGCCACACAGAGAUGAGCCGCGCCAUCUCCGUCGAGGAGGACUUGGAGGAGGACGACAAACUGAAGCUGAUCCUGCGCCGCGAGUCCUCCGCCUCACUUGACCUGCCCCCGGCCCCGCGCAAGAAUACGUAGCAAACAAGCGACGCGAUCGCCGCGGCGCGCGAAUGCGGUGUCCAAUUACUCACUGACGAAUAUCAGAAUAAACAGGUAAUUAGCUGUCAAUAAGAUCACACUUGAAGAUUUUGCAGACUGUCAGCUGAAUGAAUCAUUACUGACCCCUUUGAUUAUUUAUACGUCUAGAUAGAGCAAUAUAUAUAAACCUCGCAUAGAAAACGGCUCACUUUCGCGCAGUGUGAGCGUGACUCUAAUUUCAGAUCGUAAUAGUAAGCAGUUUAUUUGUGCGUGUGUACCGGCGAGCAUAUCUACCAUAUGCAGUAGAUAGUUUUUGUGCAGUUAAUCUUCGCUAUCUAGGGUGUAUAUAAUCAAAGAUUCACUCAUUGUGCCGUAUGAUUCACGUGGAACGUGCGGGCACUGGAGUCUAUGAAAUCCCUCAUAAACAAAACUGCGGGUGCAUAAUAGGAAAUAAGAUUAUCUUCGAGCAUGGAGUGUUUUUUAUCAUCUUUUAUCUGAUAUGGUUUGAAUACUGUUUUAUUAUUGCCUAACAAAUAAGAAUUUAGUAAAUAGUUGGUCUCAAUUUAACAAAGACACAGUAAUAAGUCAAAUUCCAUAUUAAAAACAUCUUCUGUCCUUUGGAUCCGAUCCUAAAAGUUUAGCUUAACUAUAUGUGGCCAUCAUACGAUGACCGUAUUAUCAUAAUUGAUUUAUGAUGGAAUUACUGUUGAUAUGCACCCGCAAUUUUGACUUACAAUUUUUGUAAUGUUAUUUCAAAAACCUAAUAAUGUAAGUGUAAUAAUUAUAAAAUGUCAAUAUAAAUAAAAAUAUAUUUUUGUUUUCAUAACUUCUUUAAUAUUUAAUUCAGUUAGUAUUAUUUUGUAUUGUCUUAUCGUUUAAACGUCCUUAUAGACAAGUAUGUUUUGUAGUAAAAGAGGUUAUUAAAAGUAAUAUAUUCAUGUAGCUUAAUAGAAUAUACAUGUCGGUUGAACUAAUUUCAUUGUCGAUUCUCCCGGAAUACCUGCUGGAUCUAAAAUAAAUACUUAUGUAUGUAUUUUUAAUAUUAACCUUAGCCUGGUGUGGCGUUUUUUUAGCUUUAAACGCAAAACAAUAUUAAUUUUCCACAAAUGCACAAAAACUACGAAAAAUUUACAUAUUGAUAAUAUUUUUAUCGUCAGAAAUUAAUUUUAUUAUAAUGUAUUUUUUAAAUCAUGACAUUUAUGAUAUUUUUAAUUAUUCAAUAUCAUAAUUUAAAUUUUUAUGCCGCACGACUGAUCACAUCAUAUAAGUUCUAAUAAAUCAAUUUAUGACGUUUUAUAUCUGAUUAGGGCUUGUUUCACAAUAGGUAAAGUUCUAAGUGAGCUACUUCGAACAUAAAAGUACGUUCCGACUACGAUAUUUAUACUAUUACGCUAGAAAGAAUAUCGCGUCUAUCAAUCCCAUACAAUAUAUUAUAGCUUGGUGUGAACGUGUUCUAUGUAAAUGUAUGGAGCGCGAUAUCGUGCUAUGGGUUAUAAGCUAAUGCUAUAUAGUACAGUCUGAACGCACUUUUAUGUUGGAAGUCAGUUAUCGAUUGUGAAAACUUGAUUUCUAAUUUUCCGAAAUAAAUCCAAAUUGUUUAUAAGGAAAUUGUUUAAGAUACCGUCCAAAUAAAUCAAUGGUAGGCCACAUUUGCUUUGUGUUGCAAAAACGGUAAACAAUAUCUUUCUAACGAAUUCUACUGACAUUUCAACUCAGGUUUCAAGUCUUGCUGUAGGUGUUCGUUAUUAUGGUAUAAAGGAAAUCUACUUAAUAAUUAUGUUCCUCUUAAAAAUAUGGAUUCUAUCAAAAUAUCAAUGUUAAGUUAUUGUAAAUGUGUUUUGGAUCGCCUCGGUAAUAGUACCAAGAGAAAUAUAAAAAAAAUCUUUGUUAAUUUGUUUUCUUAUCAAUUGUGCCAGGCCCGUGAGUUAGCUAAACCUAUAACAAUCUAAAACAGCUGUUGACCAUUAAUUAAUUUGUUAGUUGAAAAUAACCACAUUUAUUUUGCUUUUGCCUUUUUACUAAUAACCCUUUUAGUGUGAGGGAGAAAAAGCUGAUCGUCAUGUUUGCAUUAGUCGACAUUGGAACGUUAUUAAAAAUUAGAAUGACUUAGAAUAUCAUUAUUAGCAAUACAAAUUACAAUUUCUUAUUAAAUGUGCUUAGGUUAAAAUAUAGACUAUCACACGUAAAGAUGACAGCUGCAUAGUUUUUAAAACAUAUUUUAGGAAUUGAUGCGCAAAAAGUGAAACUCUUAUUUUAAAGAGUUGUUUUCGUAAUAAUACCAAACAAAGUGAUCUGUGGUUUGGAAUAAGAAUUUGAUACUAUGAGCAAUUAUUGUACCUAUUUACACAUAAUAGUUAUUACUAUUUUAUGUAUAAACUUAUCAAAGAUAAGCUAGAAUAACAUUGAACUAUCACUAAUAUCAGAUCGUUAUGUACUAAUAGCUUACUCAAAACAAUCCCGAAAUAUAUUAGUAUCCUAUUCAAUGCAAAAAAAAACUCUUGAUGCCAACAGCAACCUACAUCGACUUACAGUAGAAAUAAUAAAUUAUGGUUGUAGUUGAAUUAUACAGGUAGUGUUUUAAAAUUUCGUACAUAUAUAUGAUAUAGAAGAUAGAACAAUUCGUAGUAAUUCGGUAUCUUUAUAAUGUUAAAGUAAUAUUAAAUAAAAAAAUUACUAUGGUGUAACCAUAGUGUAAUUGAGAGAAAUGCCAAAUCGAUCAUUACGAUCUCAAAUACCAACAUUUGUUAUUCGCAUUAUAUUCCGAUACCAAUCCCACUAGUCUGCUGUCCAGAUUAAGAUAAUAAAUUUGUAAUCAUCACCACAGAAUAUUAAGAGUUAAACUUAGGGCUAAAAGUUGAUUAUAAAAUCUUUCUUCCAAAUAGAAUAAUUCCCGUUUUCGACAUCAAUGCCCAAUUUAUAUGUAACCUCUGAGCAAAAUUAUGAUAGAGUGCCGAUUUUUGAUAAUCUUUAAGUGACAGUAGGAUAUAAUAAGAGGAGGUAUAAUAUUCCACCUAUAAUAUAAAAAAAGAACAGUAGAAUCACCGUGGCGUGGGUUGUUAAGUAGUUGCUACUUUGUCCACGUUCCUUUUUUUGGCCGUCCUCAAUACAUAUUUUAAAUAUUUAUACUGUUUUGCAAUACAAAAGAUCGUACGUAGAAGGGAAAAUAAAUGUAGAACCCUAGGGUUGUGAAAAUUAACUAAGGUAGAGGGACAGUUUUAAUCACCUAGCUUAACGUAGACCUGUUUGUGAAUGGUUUAGGUAUUGAUGUUAAAAACUUAAAAUCGUAUUAUGAACCCCGCCAUAGAGUAAGCAAUCAUCAUUUCGCUGCUAUUGUUCAUUAAUUUUAAUAUUAUUUACUUCCAAAUUCUUGUUCGCAAAAAUUAGCGUUUGACCAAUAAUACUGGUCAAUUGCUUUCCGCUAUUUAUAUAAGCACCUGUGUGCAUGCCGCACAUAUAAUUUGCUACUGUCUUACAUGAAAUAACAAAAUGGAGUUAUUUUUAUAAAGUAAACAACAUGAUGAAUCAUAAAUAAACUUAAGGAUAAACUUGAGAAAAAAUUAAAGACUUCUUGGUCUUCAUAGCUGCAAACCACUGAAAUUAUUGUUAUAUGAACGUGUACAUUCCAUUUAUUAUAUUACUUAUUUAUUAAAAUAUUCUUCAGACGCGCUUGUGUUGCGGGUUUUUUUAUUAUACUCCAAACGAUCACUUGAAGUCUAUAAUAUAAAGUGAUUUUAAAAACAAUUCAAAAUAUUUGGUUGGUUUAAUAGAAAUUGUUGACCACGAUUCUUAUUUUAUUCUUUUAUUUCUAGAUGUUUAUUAAUGUUUGUGCUCGAGCUCGAAUGAAUUGACUAUAUAAUUAAUGUGUAUGUACUUAUUAAAUAUAAUGAUUUUAUUAGCACUAAGUUUGAAUAAAAUUAAAGUUUAUGUAUUUGAAUACUCAUUUCGGUGAAAAAAAUGAUAUCUUGAAAAACUGACUAGCCAAAAACUUUCUAUAAUUCUAUCUUUACUAUGCUCGCUCUUUUCCACACAAAACACUAUCAUGCGUGAAAGACUUAGAGCAACACGACCGACGACCAGGCCACGAUAGCCGUGCUGCACUAUGGUGAAAAAGCAUUCGUUCGUGUAAAGGUAAUGUAUUCUUCUGUGUAAGUGGAUGAUUUCUGCCACGAGUUGAGAAAAUUAUUUUCAUUUUUCAUAUUUUGCGUUUGAUCAUAUUAAGUAAUGGUUUUUACAGGCCGGAUUUUAUUUUUAUUUUCCGGCUGUGAAAACCAACUUGGAGGGCUACACAGACCAGGGAAUUAACGAAUAUGUCAGUUCAGAAUAAUGGCAGUUAAUGGAUUUUAAUAAGCUGUAACAGAUGCAAGUAUGUAUAUUAAAUUCUUGUUUAAUUUGUUCUUAGGUUAUUCAACUUUUAUAAAAAUGUUAUUUAUUUUCUAAGCCGUUGUACCUACAUAUUGGGACGCCGCCCAAGGGUCAUGAGCAUACACAAAGUAAACAACGACUUAUAAAAAUUGCCUGCACAGAGGUAAUAAAAAAAAUAUUGCCUGGUUGUUUUAGCUAAAUGAUAAUAGAUACCUAGGUUAAAGUAACUGCUGCUUAGUACCUAAAUAAGCUUACGAUAGCCCCAUCUUUCAAUGGGGAUAUGAUAUUAAGAGCAAAUGUUAAUGGAUUAUUAUUUGCAACUGGUUUGGUAUAAACAAUAUUUUUCUAUUGUUCUUGACAAUUCGCUCUGCAGCUUUAUAAUUUUAUUCAUCAUCAUUUUUAUGUCCAUAAAAGUAUUAGCGUUAUAGGUUUCCUACUUCGUGAUUUAAUGAAGUACUCCAGAUUUUAUUUUUUAAUUUGUUGGUGAGAAGUAUGAAAUGUCUAUAUCAUUUAAAUCAAUAUUAUGCUGAGAAAAGCAAAUUUAUGUCUGCGUUACCUACAUGCUAACUACUUUAUAGUAAAUAAAAAUGUGCAAUAGCAAAGUGUCACCUUUAAGAAAAAAUGUAAUGAAUUAUUGUUUAUUUUAUUUACAUAUAAUUUGUAGAAUUUUUAUACUUUAAUAUACUUGUAAAUCAGAAUCACUACAUUCAUAGUCAACCAGUACGCAAUAUGAUGGAGGGACUAUAGUUAGGUGGUAUGUUAUUUUUUAAGUUCAAGUGUUGUUUGAUCACUUUAAAUUGAAUUCAUAAAUAAUUUCAUAGCUUUCUCCACAUUUUUCUGAAUUAUAUAUUUAAAAAUUUUAAACGAGACUCGAUAACAUUUAUUGAUCUUUUAAUUUUUCAUUCUGCCGUCGUGAUUCUUCCACUAACUAAAUUCAUUAAAAUACAGUAAUUGAGAUCGGAUCUGCAAAAUUUGCGGAAAGGAAAGACAUGUGUCAGUGAUUUUUUGUAUUUUCUUAUCGUGUAUUUAUUGGUAUUAUUAGUAAAACCUGUAACGUCAUGUAUUUUAGUAAAUAAAACUACUCUGUUUA